Messenger RNA from Lotus japonicus, 2202 nucleotides. Its product is annotated as pentatricopeptide repeat-containing protein At5g64320, mitochondrial-like. Bases 154 to 1884 code for a protein of 576 amino acids. Gene Ontology annotation, molecular function: protein binding. The record is from RefSeq and is a predicted model, not a curated record. NCBI's taxonomy places the organism in Eukaryota, Viridiplantae, Streptophyta, Magnoliopsida, Fabales, Fabaceae. The transcript has a single exon.
UGAUAUUAUUGUACUAACAUCCUCUAUAAUUUCCCCUUUCCACCCUCUGCAAAUUCUUCGAAGAAAUGAAGAAGGAACAUGGUGGAACAAGGAAUCGACAGUGACUGUGUGUAGCAAGAGCUCAACAGAACAACCAAAACCACUGAAUUUGGAAUGCUUUGUAGGACUAGAUACGCUGUUCUUUCUCAUGUUCUCAAGCCUUCUGCAUCUUUUCUCCACUCUUCAUCUUCCCGCAAAACUCACCCUAAUGUCACAAACCCUGAAACAACUUCUUCAAAUUCCACAAAACCCACUUCGCCCCUUGCUCCAUGUUCACGUCUUUCACGCAAAACAACCCCUCCUUCAAGUGUUUCUUCCCUUUACUCUCUGCUUUCUGACCUUGUCUCUCUCCCAGGUGACACUGCCAUUGAUCAUGUUUUGGAUCGUUACAAGGGUGAUUUGAGCUCCAACUUUGUUCUUCGGGUCUUGAUGAGUUACCAGCACUUGGGCAGAGCCAAAACCUUGAAUUUCUUCUCAUGGGCAGGGACCCAGAUGGGGUUUCAGUUUGAUGACUCUGUGGUUGAGUAUAUGGCUGAUUUCUUGGGUAGGAGGAAGCUUUUUGAUGAUAUGAAGUGUUUGUUGAUGACUGUGGCAUCUCAAAAGGGUAAAGUUUCUCCUAAGGCAAUGUCAAUUUGUAUUAGAUUUUUGGGUAGGCAUGGUAGGAUUCAUGAAGCACUGUCAUUGUUUGAGGAAAUGGAAACUGUGUUUGGGUGUAAGCCUGAUAACCUUGUGUUUAACAAUGUGCUUUAUGUGCUCUGCAAGAAGCAGUCAUCUGAGGAGACGAUUGAGCUUGCGCUUAGGAUUUUCCACAAGAUGGAAUCUCCUGAUACAUAUUCCUGUAGUAACACUAUUGUUGGUUUGUGUAGACUUGGUAGAUUAGAGGCAGCUCUUGAAAUUUUCAGCCAAAUGAACAAGAUUGGUGUGUUACCAACUCGUUCUGCGGUGAACAUGCUUAUUGGGGAGCUGUGCUCAUUGAGUGAAAAAAAAGGGUCUGUUGAGAAGGUAAGAGUGAGGAAUACCCGUAGACCGUGUACUAUAUUAGUUCCUAAUAUGGGAGGAAAUAGUGGUGCAAUUCAGCCUGCUGUUGAAGUGUUUUGGGCAGUUUUUAAUUCUGGCUUAUUGCCAAGUACUUUUGUUGUAGUCAAGCUUAUGUCAGAGCUUUGUCGCUUAGGUCAGACAGAGGAAGCUGUAAAAUUGUUGAGGAUUGUUGAGGAAAGGAAGCUAACAUGUGUUGAAGAGGGAUAUGCUAUUGUUAUGAAGGCAUUGUGUGAUCACUGUCAAGUUGAGGAAGCUAGUAAUCUGUUUGGGAGAAUGUUAGCAUGUGGCUUGAAGCCAAAGUUGGGUGUUUACAAUUCUGUUAUAUCCAUGCUAUGUACAUUGGGAAAUUUGGACCAUGCUAUGGGGGUCUUUGAACUCAUGAACAAGAAAAGAUGCCUUCCUGAUAAUUUAACCUACACUGCUUUGAUCCAUGCUCAUGGUAAGGUUAAGAACUGGAAAGUUGCUUAUGACUUGUUAAUGGAAAUGUUGGGUUUGGGCUGGAUUCCAGAGCUUCAGACUUACAAUUUAGUGGACAAUCUUUUGAGAGAACACGAUCGCUCGGAUCUAUGCCUCAAACUGGAAAGGAAAUUGGAGAACCAUCAGUUGCAGAAGCUGUGCAAGCUAGGUCAACUAGAUGCUGCUUAUGAGAAAGCAAAAUCAAUGCUGGAAAAGGGUAUUCAUUUAUCAGCUUAUGCUAGAGACACAUUUGAGCAUGUGUUCCAGAAGAACGGCAAGUUAAAAAUAGCACGUCAGUUACUGGAAACGACUCGGAGAGUUCAGGAGCCUGAGGAAACUAACAGAACUUGACUAGUUAUUAGCCAAAAAAUAUAUAUUCCUAUAUUGUUGGAACAAUUUUGGAUUUUAUAGUUGACACUUUUUAAUAAUUUAAUACAAUUCUUUUCUAAAUUGUACUCUGAAGUCUUACAUUGUCCAGUACAGAACAUUCUAAAGUCUUCUGUGUUUACUAAAGUACUUUAAAGUUUAGCUAAAUGACAGAAAGUUCAUAAACCUAUAAUUCUAGAUCCUUUUCCAUGCAAGCUUACAUUAUUCCAACUUAGUUUGCUCCCCAAUUUGUCACUUGCACAAUGAUGUCUGUUAUAAUACUAAACUGCAAUUAAGUUCUGA